Molecule: messenger RNA, 908 nt
Organism: Sphaeroforma arctica JP610
Lineage: Eukaryota; Ichthyosporea; Ichthyophonida
Exons: 2
Coding region: 1-834 (277 amino acids)
Source: RefSeq, a predicted model, not a curated record
AUGCUCCAGGCGGCACAUAAAGGGAUACCGCUGCCGUUGCCUGAGACAGCAGCCCAGCCGCCCCCAAGGAUACCGGAGCGUCCUUCGUCGAGUCCCCGACCCAGGGAUUUAAGCCCUUUUCGAGCAAACAACCGUAUGCAACCGCGUGUUCAUCUCGCAGCCCUUCUCCGGGCCGAGCGGCAUGCCCGCGUUGUAAUCUUCGACAUUGGGGAGACCAGUGUCCGGAAUGUGAUAUCUGUAACCAGACGGGCAUUUUCGAUAUCAGUGCCCGCAGAACCCACGCAAUCUCAGCAAUACGUUCAGCGAUGGCUCUACCAUAACGGUCGCGGCAACGGUUUCACGUUGACUGGAGGAGGACGAGUGGACCAGUCCUGGUACCCAGGCCAGCUAUGUGAGGACCUACCAGUCAGUAUAUACAACAACACCGGUGCUCGUCCAGCUAUGUUGAGCCGGGGUUUUGCGGCUGCACAUCAGUUUGAGAUCACAACGAUGGAGCAAUUGUACCACACAGGGUAUGGUGGCAAUGGUACAAUGGCCCUCAUUUUCUACAAGGAGGCCAAAAUUCUGUUGGAAGUGUUGGACAUUGAAGGCAGGGCGACCCAUCAUGAGACAUCCUCUAUCUGCCUCGUGAUUGCCCCAUGUGGUAUCCUCCUUGGGCUGGACACCAUGCGCCACGAACAUCUGGUCACCAUGUGGGACGAGUCGAUGUUGCCGCCUACCUUUUGCCUGCAGCUCCCCAAGUUGUUACAAUCAGGUUCAUUUCCUGGUAUCAUACCGCCCCCCGGAAAUCCUCUACAAUCUAUGAAUUACCAGCUGCAGCCCAUAUAUAGUUGAGCAGGACGCUCCGUUUGUGGACUACGAUUUCACGGGCCUCGAAUAUUUAGGGCGUAUAACGAACCAACUAGCCG